GAGCGGCGGCCGCGCGUGAGGCCGAGGGAGGGGCGGCGGCGCGAGCGGCGGCGGCGGCGGUUCCAGCAUGAAGAGGAGAGCUGGCCUGGGGGGCAGCAUGAGGUCAGUGGUGGGCUUCUUGUCCCAGCGGGGCUUGCAUGGGGACCCCCUGCUCACUCAGGACUUUCAGAGGAGACGCCUGCGGGGCUGCAGAAACCUCUACAAGAAGGACCUCCUCGGCCACUUCGGCUGUGUCAAUGCCAUUGAAUUCUCCAACAAUGGAGGCCAGUGGCUGGUCUCAGGAGGAGACGACCGCCGGGUUCUGCUAUGGCAUAUGGAACAAGCUAUCCACUCCAGGGUCAAACCCAUACAACUGAAAGGAGAACACCAUUCUAACAUUUUUUGCCUGGCUUUCAACAGUGGAAAUACCAAAGUGUUCUCUGGAGGAAAUGAUGAGCAAGUUAUCCUCCAUGAUGUUGAAAGCAGCGAGACCUUGGAUGUGUUUGCUCAUGAAGAUGCAGUAUAUGGCUUAUCAGUGAGCCCAGUAAAUGACAACAUUUUUGCCAGCUCUUCAGAUGAUGGUCGGGUUCUCAUUUGGGACAUCCGGGAGUCUCCCCAUGGAGAGCCCUUUUGCCUGGCAAACUACCCAUCAGCCUUUCACAGUGUCAUGUUUAACCCUGUGGAGCCCAGAUUAUUGGCCACAGCCAAUUCAAAGGAAGGAGUGGGACUCUGGGAUAUUCGAAAACCUCAAAGCUCUCUCCUGCGUUAUGGUGGCAACCUAUCCCUCCAAAGUGCCAUGAGUGUGCGAUUCAAUAGCAAUGGGACCCAGCUCCUGGCCCUGCGUCGACGCCUGCCCCCUGUGCUUUAUGACAUCCACUCCCGCCUGCCGGUGUUCCAGUUUGACAAUCAGGGUUACUUCAACUCAUGCACCAUGAAAAGCUGCUGUUUUGCUGGAGAUCGUGACCAGUAUAUCCUUUCAGGCUCUGAUGACUUCAACCUGUACAUGUGGAGAAUUCCUGCAGAUCCAGAAGCAGGUGGCAUUGGCAGGGUGGUCAAUGGAGCCUUCAUGGUGCUGAAAGGGCAUCGUUCUAUUGUUAACCAGGUCCGAUUUAAUCCCCACACCUACAUGAUCUGCUCUUCUGGUGUAGAAAAGAUUAUCAAGAUCUGGAGCCCAUACAAGCAGCCAGGAUGUACUGGAGACCUGGACGGCCGAAUUGAGGAUGAUUCCCGCUGCCUCUACACCCACGAAGAGUACAUCAGCCUUGUGCUGAACAGCGGGAGUGGCCUGUCGCAUGACUAUGCCAACCAGUCGGUCCAAGAAGACCCCCGGAUGAUGGCUUUCUUUGACUCCCUGGUACGCCGAGAGAUUGAGGGCUGGAGCUCUGACUCAGACAGCGACCUCAGUGAGAGUACCAUCCUUCAGCUGCACGCAGGGGUCAGCGAGCGCUCGGGCUACACUGACUCUGAGUCCUCAGCCUCACUGCCCCGCUCCCCACCUCCCACAGUAGAUGAGUCUGCUGACAACGCCUUCCAUCUGGGGCCCCUGAGGGUCACCACUGCAAAUGCAGUGGCAUCCACCCCACCAACACCCACAUGUGAGGAUGCAGCCUCUCGCCAACAGCGCCUGUCUGCUCUGCGGCGCUACCAAGACAAACGCCUCCUGGCCCUGUCCAACGAGUCUGAUUCUGAAGAGAAUGCCUGUGAGGUUGAACUGGACACAGAUCUCUUCCCCCGGCCACGAUCACCUAGCCCUGAAGAGGAAUCCAGCAGUUCCAGCAGCUCCAGCAGCUCAGAGGAUGAGGAGGAGCUGAAUGAACGCCGAACCUCCACCCGGCAGCGGAACGCCAUGCGUCGGCGACAAAAGAUGCCCCGAGAAGAGAGGCCCAGUGCCCCGACCAAGCCCACCACCACCUACAUUGGAGAAGACAACUGUGAUUACCCUCAGAUCAAAGUGGAUGACCUUUCCUCCUCCCCUACCUCCUCCCCUGAGCGGAGCGCUUCCACUCUGGAGAUUCAGCCAAGCCGGGCCUCACCAACUUCUGACAUAGAAUCAGUUGAGCGAAAGAUUUAUAAAGCUUACAAAUGGCUUCGCUACUCCUAUAUCUCCUACUCCAAUAACAAAGAUGGAGAGACUUCCCUGGUGACAGGAGAGGCAGAUGAAGGGAGAGCAGGAACCAGUCACAAAGACAACCCAGCACCUUCCUCCAGUAAGGAAGCCUGUCUAAACACAGCCAUGGUCCCAAGGAACCAGGACCUGCCACCUGAAGGCUGCAGUAAGGAUGCUUUUAAAGAAGGAACUUCCACUAGAAAUCCCAGCAGUGGCCCAGGCCAUGAGCACAGCAGCCAACCUUGGACCGAGGCACCAGAGGGUACCUCUCAGGACACUAACAAUGGUGGCUCUGUAGAACACUCUUUUGAAACCAAGAAGCUUAAUGGAAAGGCCCUGAGCAAGGCCCUGAGCAGCCGGGCUGAGGAACCACCCUCUCCUCCUGUACCCAAGACAUCUGGCUCCACUCUCAACAGUGGGUCUGGAAACUGUCCGAGGACCCAGUCUGAUGACAGUGAGGAGAGGAGCCUCGAAACCACCUGUGCCAACCACAACAAUGGACGCUUGCACCCCCGGCCCCCUUACCCCCAUAACAAUGGGCAGAACUUUGGGGAGCUAGAGGUGGUGGCGGCCUACUCUUCCCCAGGACACUCAGACACUGACCAUGAUAACUCGUCCCUGACAGGGACACUCCUACACAAAGAUUGUUGUGGGUCUGAAAUGACCUGUGAGACUCCCAGUGCUGGAACAAGAGAGGACCCCACUGACACCACAGACAGCAGCAGGGCUGUUCAUGGCCACAGUGGCUUCAAAAGGCACCGAGUUGAAUUGGAAGACACAGAUUCAGAGAAUUGCUCCUCAGAGAAGAAAUUAAAAACAUGAUAAAUACAAAGGGAAAAAUAGCUACAAAAAGUAGCCUUA
Molecule: messenger RNA, 2947 nt
Organism: Sciurus carolinensis (gray squirrel)
Lineage: Eukaryota; Metazoa; Chordata; Mammalia; Rodentia; Sciuridae
Gene: Dcaf5
Product: DDB1 and CUL4 associated factor 5
Exons: 9
Coding region: 68-2908 (946 amino acids)
Biological process (GO): negative regulation of fatty acid biosynthetic process
Cellular component (GO): Cul4-RING E3 ubiquitin ligase complex; cytoplasm
Molecular function (GO): protein binding
Source: RefSeq, a predicted model, not a curated record